Molecule: messenger RNA, 384 nt
Organism: Schizosaccharomyces cryophilus OY26
Lineage: Eukaryota; Fungi; Ascomycota; Schizosaccharomycetes; Schizosaccharomycetales; Schizosaccharomycetaceae
Product: tfiiic subunit sfc7
Exons: 1
Coding region: 1-384 (127 amino acids)
Source: RefSeq, a predicted model, not a curated record
AUGGAUGACCUUGUUGUAAUGGGUCUUGAUACGCUUCAUCCCAUUGUUCGAAUCGGAGGCAUGUUUUUUCGAGGAACUUGGUUUCAUUGCAUUGGUACGGACAUUGUCGUUCCUGUAAGAAAUGAUAUUGAAUUAUCUAAGAAAGAUUUACUUGUUUGUCAAAGAAGGCUAGUUUUGGAACAAAUUCGUCUGGUCCCUAAAAAGCAAACAGAAAAAGCGUCCCAGAAGUUUAAUUCGGAUGCCGCUAUAGAAGUUGACCAAGAAAAUCAAACUCUCACAUCGGUUCGUAUUCCCAGUGGACUAGCACAACCUGGAAGCUCUACUACUUAUAGUGUGGAUCAUGACGAAGAUAUGGGAAAUGUUGAAGCUGCAAGUGAGAUUUGA